AGAUGUGGCAACGGCGCCCAACCGACUGGGAUGGGCGCCAGUCCGACAGUCGAUUCAAGAAAUUGCAAAUCGGCAUUCGCUGAACCACGCUGAACGGUGUUUUGUUUAUCAUUCGUUUCGUUUUUCGCUAAACGCAGUGGAAUGUUGAAGACAUCAAUCAGGAGUACCCAUCACCAGAGGCGUCCUGCUGAAACAUAGUUGGAAUAAAACUAUACACCUUUCAGAAUUGAUGGCAAAAGUAAAACGGAAAAUAUUUGCAUUUCUUGCAUAUAUCCUUCUAGUCAGCUCAGCUGAGGACUUACCAUGCUUGAAGAUAAAUAUCGAUAGUACCAUAGACUACGAACCGCACAACAAAACUGUCACUUGCACCAAUUGUUUCCUGGAAAAAUUGGACCCAACUGCUUUCAACUUUUCGGAAAAUUGCAUCGAAGAGCUGGUACUGAAAAAGAGCUACAUCAACCAUAUCCAACCGAAAACGUUCGCCCUUUUGACAGGUCUGAAGAAGCUCGACCUCAGCCACAAUUCCCUCUACGUCUUAUCAUCAGAAACGCUUGUCGGUCUUCGAAACGUGGCUCACCUAGAUCUCUCCUUCAACAGCAUUGGUUCCCUCCGGAAUGAUACUUUCGCCAACUUGACUCAAUUGACCCACCUGAAUAUUUCCCACAAUGGUAUGGUGAAAAUAGAAACAAGCGGAUUCUCAGGUUUGAUCCAACUCCGAAGCCUCGAUCUAGGGUACAAUCAAAUUAAUAUGUUACGUAAUGUUUUCAAGCCAUUGAAGAGUCUUUUAUGGUUGAAUUUGGAGUUCAACAAACUGAAGACUCUCGACCAUGAUGACAUCGAUUCCAACAGUUUCAUCAGUUUCAUAAACGUAGGUUAUAACUAUAUUCGAAAUGUUUAUCUGGCGAAAGCUAUUUUAGUAGGGCAGCCAACUCUAGUUUUCAAAGGUAACCAAAUAUUCGGGUUAAAAGGCAACUUCCUUCCCAAAUUCUCCAUGAUAGUUGAGAUCGAUCUGAGCUACAACGGAAUGGCAUUCAUAGAUGAAGAAGCGAUUUCAGCAGUGUUAUCCAUGCAGAAGCUGGAUCUUUCUUACAACGACCUGGAAACGUUGCGGUUGAACAUGUUCGGCGAAAGCCUAGAGGUGGGUUUGCUCGAUUGUUCCCACAAUAUGAUAACACGCGUAGACCUCGGCAAUAAUCAUUUAUUUUCUCAUCCAAGGAUCAGGGAACUUGAUCUAUCCUAUAACAAAAUCAACUAUCUUCCGGUAACAGAACUAGGCGACAUCGGAGUCAAGACUCUCCAUUUAACCAACAAUCCCGCCACCUGUGAGGACCAAGUUUCUUACUACAGAUACUUUUCGGACAAAGGGGACUACUACAUCGGUUCAAGUGAAUGCGAUUACACCCGAACCCCUGAGGAAAAAACACCCCCAAAUACAUAUUCCAGAGACGAUUCGUGGAAUUCGCAUCACGCUUACGUCGAUCACACCCCCACAAAAAGCAUGUCCAAAUGGCGAAUAUUCCUGAUAAUCUUAGCGGUAGCGAUCGUCAUAGCCAUCAUAGGCUGGGUAUGCAAAAAUAAACUGACCACCACCACCACCAGGCGUACAGAAUACCCUAGAAGCACCGUCCCCAGAAGGGAAACCACCCCUAACGACUACGAAAUUGACGUCCCCGAAACCAACCAUGACAUUCUCAUCCCCAUCAUGGCCACCGAGAUAUUCGCUCCCACCGCUCCCAUCGAUUCCCACGAACCCUUGACGCCGCCUCCCGCCUACGAUGACGUCAUCAAGUGGGACAGCAAAAGGGGCAGCUGCGAUCCACCCAGCCACGAUUGGGCGCAACGGAACCACCACAAUGGGAGCAGGGACGCCCAUGGGGCUGCCGAGGGGGUUGGUCGAGAUGGGGAUGAGAGUAAUGUGGGGGAAGGAGUGGGGAAUAUUGGGGAAGAGGCUGACAGCCAUGGACAUCACGAGGAUUCUGGAGGGGGUUGUCAAGAUGGCGAUCAAAAUACUUCUGGAGGAGGUGGGGAUAGUGGAGGAGGUGGGGAUAGUGGAGGAGGUGGGGACAAUGGAGGAGGGGGUUGUGACAGUGGAGGUGGUGGAGAUGGUGGAUCUCACGAUUGACGUGAAUCUCGUGAUACAGGGUGCGAUGAAUAAGUGUCGAACAUUCAAGGAAAGGACUCCUUGACAUAUUCUAUGAAGAAAAUGCCUUAUAUGAUUUUUUUUCUGUGACGGGAAAUGAGUUUGACAUUUCAUAUCUGUUGGCAGGUUAUGCAAUGUUAGUUUUCAUAAAUUACUUUUUGCCCACGGGAAAAAAGUGACUAUCAUUUUAUUUUCGUUUACAAAAAGCAAGGGAGUACAAUUUUUUUUUAAUCUUCAGAAUACAUUCCAUACGGACGCCAGUGGUAAAAUUAUUAAAAAAUCUACAGCAUCAAAAAAUGCCCAUUGGCACAUGUCAAAUUUUAUGAAAAUAUUUAGAACAGUAUUGAAGAUAUGAUAACGACUUUUUUCUUGAUAUUCCAACAACCUAUAGCUCUUAAGUUGAGAGCUUAGGAACCAUAUCCUGAAUUUUUAGCCAUCAAUUAAGUAACACCCUGUAUACACUGUUGAUGGCUUUUGCUGUGCUAUAGUUUCGACAAAUAAGCCAAUAACACUUCGUUUUAUUUUCAAUAAUACUUCCCUACAUAUUUUUACAAUUAUUUAUUCACACCCUGUAACAUGUAACACAUACAGGGCUACCUCGUUCAUGAAGCUUUUUUCAACAUAAGAUAAGCUUUUAGAAAUAUUUUUGUAUAAAUCUUAUUUUGAAAUCCUCCUGUGAAUUAUACCAAGUAAAAUAUAAGCCUGCAAACAUUUUUAUGGGUAUAAUAAUUAUUAUAGUGCCUAUUCUCAAAGCAGUCCUAGCAAACUAUGAUAUAUGUAUCACUGGCUAUAAAUAUUUUUGGGGAAAAAUUGUAUAACAUUAAUGUCACCGAAUGUCACUGAAUUAUUUCAAAAUCAGGUGGGCAAAUAGUUUUUGAAAGUGAAAGAAUCAAUUUUCAGAUAGUGAAGUGCAUAUUACAUUCAAAUUCAUGCCCUUAUCAACAAGAGUUCAUAAUAAAGAAGACAAAUAAAUUUGCACACAUGUUAUAGGCUGAUAUUAUUUUUGUGAUGACUUAGGUAUUAAAUGUUAAUGUACACCUUAAUUAUUUUGAAUAAAAAUAUUUUACCAC
This is a messenger RNA of Phaedon cochleariae (mustard beetle), 3210 nucleotides long. NCBI's taxonomy places the organism in Eukaryota, Metazoa, Arthropoda, Insecta, Coleoptera, Chrysomelidae. The record is from the annotation of a GenBank genome assembly.